Molecule: messenger RNA, 1505 nt
Organism: Eutrema salsugineum
Lineage: Eukaryota; Viridiplantae; Streptophyta; Magnoliopsida; Brassicales; Brassicaceae
Exons: 1
Coding region: 580-1347 (255 amino acids)
Source: RefSeq, a predicted model, not a curated record
CACACCUUCCUCUUCUUCUUCAACCUUCACACGAACAUAUUCAAUUAAAAACACAAUUUUAAAAUCAUCCUCUCACAAAAAAAAAAAAAAAUAUCCUUUCCUUCUCCAUCUCUCCCUCCAUUUCGGUCGACCUCUCACCGAAAAUCAAACCCUUCAAUUUUCCCGAGAAAAGAUUUUCCCUUUUUUUUAUAAUAAUUCUACCGGGAAAAUUCCGUGUUGAGAAGUCCAAACGAUUGGAUCCAAAACUUCUCGCGCCUAAUUUAUCGGUUUGGUAUUUGUUGUUGUUACAAGUCACUCGACUUUCUCCGUUUUCUCUUUGGGCUUUCUUCUCGUGUUGCCCCCACCACCGUUUCUUCGACUUCGCCGUCGCCACCACCGGAGAGAUUCUGUGGGGUAGCCAUUUUCUUCUUUGCGAGUUUCGAGAUCCAAUUCCCGCAAUUUCAGAUUUCAAUUCGAUCCUGUGAUGCAAUUGGAGCAACAAGAAGAAGAAGAAGAAGAAGAGAACUGAUUCUGAUCUGUAAUCUGCAAUUUUUGUUUUUUGUUUUUUUUUGGGGUAAUUUCUCCAGCGAAACCCGAACUAUGAACACGACGUUACGUUACGAUCCGAAACAGAUCUCGAGGCAGACGAAACCAUCAGACACUCCAUCGUCUUCUCCGUCUCGUAGCCACCGGAGACAGCCUCUGCUCCAGAGAAGUCUCUCCUCUCCUUCCCCAAGAGCCACUUGCGGCGGAUCCACUCCCGCCGAGUUUUGCGGUGGCACGACGGCGAGUUGCGCCGCCGUUUGGUGCUGCUGUCCCUGCGGACUCGUCAACCUUCUCGUCCUCGCCAUCUACAAAGUCCCCCGUGGACUCUGCCGCCGCGCUCUCCGCAAUCGCCGCCGUAAACAGCUCGUCAAAAACGGAAUCCUUCCGCCGCUCCCGACGGACGGGAAAAAAAACGAGAGGAUCCAGAGAGUGUUUCAGAACUCGGAAUUCGCGAUUCAUCCAUUGGAUAGCAACGACGUCUCGGAGGAAGACGACGACGAAGACGAAUUCUUGGAUCUGAAAUACAUCGGAAAAUCAGCCGCUGGGCUGAUGACAACGGACGAGGAGACCGAUGAAGACGACGAGGCUGUGUUGGCAUUAGAGAAAGAGAUGUGGAAUAGGUUUUACGGCGCCGGAUUCUGGCGAAGUCCGUCGCAGAGAGAAUCAGUCUCGUCUCCGAGAGUUUCGAAGUCUCUUUCGUCGUCGCCGAGGCCAUCGUUUACUGAAGUAUUCAGGAACACGACUGUUAAUAGAGGCGGAGGAGGAGGAGGAGGAGGAGCUACGGUGGUGGCGGCGGCGACACCGAGAGCCGUUCGGCAUUGAUUAGGCUUAUUAAAUAAAAAAAAUCUUGUUAAUAGAUUUUUCUUUUUAUUUCUUGAUUGUGUGCAAAUCAAAGUGUGAGUCUUGCCUUUCUUUGUGUUUCUUACAAUUUGUCACAAACUUUCUAUCAAUCUUUGAUGUGAGAUUUCUUUUCAGUGCUA